AUGUUGAAUGCCUCAAAGAUCUAAUUAAAAAAAUAUUUGAAAUCUACCUUACAAAUUCACCACUAGAAUUCCAACGAAUGUUAAAUGCAUGUUAUCUCUGCUUCUUCAGCCUUAUUUAACGGCUUUAUAUAGUUUAUGCUAGGUAAAUAUUUCAUUAUUUUUUAUAGGAUUUCAAACAUAGAUCCUUUAGAUAUAGAAGAAAUCUCUUUAUUCCAUUUUUAAUGAGCCAAAUUGA
Messenger RNA from Paramecium octaurelia, 235 nucleotides. NCBI's taxonomy places the organism in Eukaryota, Ciliophora, Oligohymenophorea, Peniculida, Parameciidae. The record is from the annotation of a GenBank genome assembly.